This is a messenger RNA of Cheilinus undulatus (humphead wrasse), 4471 nucleotides long. Its product is annotated as NLR family CARD domain-containing protein 3-like. The coding region runs from base 557 to 3802 and encodes 1081 amino acids. The transcript has 11 exons. Gene Ontology annotation, molecular function: protein binding. The record is from RefSeq and is a predicted model, not a curated record. NCBI's taxonomy places the organism in Eukaryota, Metazoa, Chordata, Actinopteri, Labriformes, Labridae.
UUUAAUCAACAUAUUUAUCUACAAAUGGUCAGCUACAUCUUCUCCCUCCACCUGUUGCUGCUGGUUAAGAUGCAGAGGUCUCAGCUUUUCCUGCAGUGAAACAAUCACGGCAUGUUUUCUGACAUUCUUACUGGGAAGCUUUUCCAACCUCAGAUUUUGACAGUGUGUCCGUUGUCCUCCACAGUCUCUGAGCAGGAGGACCAAGGAAGGCAGAGAAGGAGGGGCCGGCCCAGUUAGAGACCAAUAGGGCACUGAUGAAGCAUUUAUAUUUGUUAAAUCAUUAAUACUGAAUGGAAAAUCUCACUUUAUCUGCCCUAGAUAUAGCUGCAGAGCAGGAUUAUAAUUCCAGCCCUGAUCACUGUCAUUAAACAGUGUCAUUAAACUUGACAGCUGAGAAGAAACGCCCCCAGUCAGCCACAGCCCAAAAUAUUUAAGUAUAAGGGACGUACACUUUUCACCGUGUUCAGAGCAGCAGUCAGACCUCAGGGUAACUCAUGAAUUCAAAGAAGUCACUCCGCCUGAAAGCACGAGGGAACAACAAAGAAGGCGCCUUAAGAUGGAUACCAGUGAGAGGACUAGAGCGCCCUCAGAGGGACAAAAGUUGGUGGAAGACGCUGCUUCCCUAAAUAUCAUCCAUAAUUUUGGAAUAGAAGCAGCCAGGAGCGAUGCCUCAAUGCACAACCCCGAUACGCUUUUCAAAAAGGACCCACCUGAGAGUGAUCCCUCCUCAAACAUCCAGACUGAUGCCAACAGAGUAGUAACAGAGAGUGAUGAACACGAAUGUUCGGAAUCGACAGAAACUGACAGAAAUGCCAUAUUUGAGGUGGUGGGAGACAAAGCCAAAAGCAUUUUGGUGAGUGAGCUGAAAAGAUAUGAGAGGAUGCUCUUUCCCCACCAAGCUUAUGAAAGUGACGAUCACAAGAAAGGCUUUUUGACGAGACAAGACUCAAAGACAGACAGUGCCAGUGAGGGGGCACUGAAGAUUACUCUUCACGUCCUAAAGGAAAUAGGCCAACAAGUACUUGCCAACAAACUGGAGAAACAUGUUUAUGGGGAACUUGAUGUCUGUCAGCGCAAGCUCAGACGCAAACUGAAAAAGUUUGACUACAUUUAUGAAGGAGUGGCACAGCAUGGGAACCAGACACCACUCAACAAGGUGUACACCGAACUCUACAUAACAGAAGGAGUCUGUGAAAGUGUCAACAAUGAACAUGAGGUCAGGCAGAUUGAGGCUAUGACCAGGAGAUGGGCAACAGAAGAUAAGCCAAUCAAACUUAAAGACAUCUUUGAGCCCCUGCCAGAACAACACAUGAUCAUCCGAACUGUGCUGACCAAAGGUAUUUCGGGAAUUGGGAAAACUGUCUCUGUGCAGAAGUUCAAUCUUGAGUGGGCUGUGGGGAGAAUCAACCAAGAUAUCCAGCUUCUGUUGAAUCUUCCAUUCCGAGAGCUCAAUCUGAUGAUGGAGAAACACUACACACUCACGCAGCUUCUGCAUAAUUUCCUAGCUGAGACCGAAGAAUCAGAAUCAAUUUCAGAUUUUGGAAAGUACAAACUUGCUCUGAUUUUUGAUGGGUUGGAUGAGUGUCGGCUCCCCUUGGACUUUGACCACAAUGAGCCCUGCUACAGCGUCUCAGAGCCGAUGUCAGUAGAUGUUCUGCUAACAAACCUCAUCAAGGGGAACCUGCUGCCUUCUGCACACAUCUGGAUCACCUCCAGGCCUGCUGCUGCAAAUCGCAUCCCAGCUGAUCUGGUGAACCGUGUGACAGAGAUACGAGGGUUCAACAAUCCAAAGAAGGAAGAGUACUUCAGGAAGAAAAUCUCUGAUCAAGACAUGGCCAGGAAGGUCAUCUCACAUGUGAAGUCCAUCAGGAGCCUCCAUAUCAUGUGUCACAUACCAGUCUUCAGCUGGAUUUCUGCCACUGUUCUGCACAGGAUUUUAAAAGAAAGAGCACGCAACAAAAUAGAGGAAGAUGAGAGCCGAAGAGAAAUGCCUGAGACUCUAACUCAAAUGUACGCACAUUUCCUGGUGUACAACUCAAUGCUCCGGUUGAGGAAGUAUUCAGCAGGAAAGGAGGCAUCUGAGACAGAGUCCCAGGACAAAACAGAUGAAGAGAUGAUCUUGAAGCUUGGGAAACUGGCCUUUGAGCACCUGAUGAAAGGCAACAUGAUCUUCUAUGAGAAUGAACUGCAUGAGUACAACAUCAAUGUUGACGAUGCUGCAAUAUAUUCAGGAGUGUUCACGCAGAUCUCAAAGAAUGACUUCGGAGUUCAUGUGGAGAGAGUGUAUUGCUUUGUCCAUCUCAGCAUACAGGAGUUCUUUGCGGCGAUGUAUGCUUUCCACACGUUCGUCUGCUUCAACCAGAACCUGCUGGAGCCCCAAGUAACAACCACAGUCCAGGAGUCUCCCAGCAAAGUGACCAGCCUUCUCCAGAGUGCAGUGGAUAGAGCCUUGCAGAGCAACAACGGACACCUGGAUCUGUUUCUCCGCUUCCUUCUCGGCCUCUCACAGACGACCAAUCAGGCUUUGUUAAAGAAAGUCCUGACCAAAAUGAAAACCAGCACACCAGUUAAUGAUGCAAUCAUUGAGUACAUCAAGGCAAAGAUUCAUCAAAGUCCAUCCCCAGAAAGAUGCAUCAAUCUCUUCCGCUGCCUCAGUGAGCUGAACGAUCAGUCUCUGUUGGAGGAGAUCCAGCACUACCUGAACUCUGGUAGUCUGUCAGAGACCACCCUGUCACCUUCACAGUGGUCUGCUCUGGUCUUCAUGUUGCUGACCUCCAAGGAAGAGUUGGAUGAGUUUGACCUGAGGGAAUACUCACGAUCAGAGGAGGGUCUUCUGAGGCUGUUGCCAGUGAUCAAAGAAUCCAGAGUCGCAUUGCUCAAAGAAUGCAACCUGACAGACAGAUGCUGCAAAGAACUUGGUGCAGUUCUUAGGAAUUCAUGCCUGAAAGAGCUGGACUUGAGCGAUAACGAUCUUCAAGACUCAGGUUUACAAAUGUUGUCCGAUGGACUGGCAAGUCCAACAUGUCAGCUGGAAAAACUGAGGUUGCCCUUCUGUGGGAUCACAGAGAUUGGCUGUAGGUAUUUGGCUGAAGCUCUGAGGUCAAACACCAAGUACCUGAAGGAACUGGAUCUGCGUUAUAAUCAUCCAGGACAUCUUGGAACAGAGCUCCUGUCCAGUUUGGAAAAGGAAAUGAAAAACUUAAAUAUCAGCUUGACCCACAAUGCUGAGUGCUACUUGAAAUCAUCUCUGAAGAAAUAUGCCUGCCACCUCACAAUGGAUGUGAACACUGCCCACUCACACCUGGCUUUCUCUGAAGACAAGCAAAGAAUGACUCACAUGGUGACAGUACAGCCAUAUCCUGACAGACCAGAGCGGUUUACAGACUGGGGACAGGUGCUCUGUAAAGAGGGUCUGUCUAGUCGUUGCUACUGGGAGGUGGAGUGGAUGGGGGACCGUGCAGGUAUCGGGGUGGCUUAUAAAGGAAUCACAAGAAAAGCCAAAAGCAACGAUUCUGUCUUUGGCUUCAACAGUCAGUCCUGGAAUCUGCGCUACUGCUAUGGUAAAUACACCGCCUGGUACAACAGGGAUGUUGUAUCAGUAUCUGCCCCCAGAAACAACUCCAAAAGGGUUGGAGUAUUCUUGGACUGGUCAGCUGGGACACUGUCCUAUUAUGCUAUAUCAUCAAACACCAUGACGCACCUGCAUACUUUCCAUGCUGUAUUCUCGGAGCCGUUGUACCCAGGCUUCAGGCUGGGAGCUGCAGAAACAUCAUUAAAUCUGUGCCAGCAGGAGUGCCCUUAAGUGCUGAAAAUAUGCAGCAUGCAUGUUCCUGAAACUUGUACAUAGAAACAGAGGCUGAAAAAAUCAAACCAAGGACUGCUGGUAUAAAUAAAAUAGCAGGGCUGAGCUCCCCCCUUCUUAGGGCCUGUUUUCAUAGCCACCAUUUUUGCGCUAGCAGCGCUCAUUUUCAAUGAGAAAGCAAAUGUAGUUCAUCCAACUUUCUGCUCAUCUAAAAGAGAGAAAAAGUUUUCUAGAAGCCUUUUUCUGCCACUUAAAAAAGAAAAAUGUGAAACCAAUUCUUAAGAUACAAGUUAUAUCAGAAAAAAGGUUGAAAUAAUUAGGCAAGAAGUUAUUAUUAUGAGGUAAAAAGUCAUAACUGUGAUGACUUUUCAUCUUAAAAUUGUGACUUUUUAUCUUAUAAUUCUGACUUUUCAUCUUAUGAUAGUGACUUCAUCUCAAAAUUUCCACUUUUUAUAUCAUAAUUUCGAUUUUUUAAUCUCAUAAUUUUGGCUUUUUAUCUUAUAAAUUCCACUUUUAUUGCAUGAUAAUGACUAUCUAUAAUAUUGACUUUUUAUCUCAUAUUUUUGACCUUUUUCUCAUUACGUUGACUUUUUAUCUUGUAAUUUUACCUUUUCAUCUCAUAAUUUCAUUUUUUAUCUCAUAAUUUCUACUUCUAUCUCAUAACUAUGA